AUGGAAGACUCGGCGAACCAUCCGGUGGAGGUGAACACUUAUCAUUGCAUCUGCACAACACUCGUCCUAGCAAUACCGUACAAGCUCGACUCGUUGCCUGCGCGCGCUGCACCGGCCCAAGAUCAGUCUGCUAUCCUCCCUCUAACCGCCAAAACGGAUGCGAAUACGGAAUCGCGAUUACAGAACAUCACUGAGGAUCGCAAACAUUUGGUCGUCAGGCGGGAGGACGGAUUCGAGAAGAGGACCAUCUUGCGAUGCAACCGUUGUCAUUUGGUGAUCGGAUACAAGUUGGCAGAAGACAGCAGCGAUGCGAAUGUGGCAUAUAUCUUGCCGGGGGGACUGGUAACCACGGAUGAUAUGCAGAAAGGGAACACGCCGCCCACGCCAGCCUGGGCUACAGAGAAGGCUUGA
Molecule: messenger RNA, 411 nt
Organism: Cyphellophora europaea CBS 101466
Lineage: Eukaryota; Fungi; Ascomycota; Eurotiomycetes; Chaetothyriales; Cyphellophoraceae
Exons: 1
Coding region: 1-411 (136 amino acids)
Source: RefSeq, a predicted model, not a curated record